ACUGGACCACGGAAGUCUUUCCUAACUUCUCAUUCAAGUGGGAGGGGAAACAAGUUUUCACCAUGGAGAAAACUUUCCUGUCAGUGUUCCUGGUCCUCGUGGCUGUCUCUCAUACUAUGGCUAAGGACAUUUCUGCCAAAACCGGAGGGAAAAAGGAAGUAAAGGAGACUCACACAAAAUUUCCCCAGACUCUCUCCAGAGGCUGGGGGGAUAAUCUUUUCUGGACUCAGACGUAUGAAGAAGCCUUAUACAAAUCUAAAAGCAGCAACAGACCCCUGAUGAUUAUCCACCAUUUGGAGGAAUGUCCACACAGCCAAGCUCUGAAGAAAGUGUUUGCCGAAAGCAGUGAAAUCCAGAAAUGGGCAGACAAGUUUGUUCUUCUGAAUCUUAUUUAUGAAACAACUGACAAACACCUUGCACCCGAUGGUCAAUAUGUCCCAAGAAUUAUGUUCAUUGACCCUUCCCUGACCGUGAGAGCUGACAUUACUGGGAGAUAUAGCAACCGCCUCUAUGCUUAUGAGCCUUCAGAUGCUGCCUUGUUGCUGGAUAACAUGAAGAAAGCUCUGAAGCUGCUGAAGACUGAACUGUAAAAACAAAACCAACCAAAGAGUUGACAGGCGAGAUACCUGUUCCUUUUCCACCCAGUCUUCUUGGAGCCCAGAAGGGUGAUUUUUAGCUUAAAAUGAGGAAGGCUGACGCACUGGUCCCUGGUGAAACUAGGAUUACGGUUUAGUGUUGUAGUAGGUUUCUUUUUUUUUUUUUACCGACUACUUUUUAAAAGCUGCGUUGUAUGCUUCAACAGUAAGCCAUGAUUAUUUUUUUAAUAAAUCCUCUUUGGGGGUGUUCGAGCUA
This is a messenger RNA of Tachyglossus aculeatus (Australian echidna), 852 nucleotides long. Its product is annotated as anterior gradient protein 2 homolog. Bases 63 to 590 code for a protein of 175 amino acids. Gene Ontology annotation, cellular component: endoplasmic reticulum. Gene Ontology annotation, molecular function: dystroglycan binding. Lineage: Eukaryota; Metazoa; Chordata; Mammalia; Monotremata; Tachyglossidae. The record is from RefSeq and is a predicted model, not a curated record. The transcript is spliced from 8 exons.